AUGCAGAUCCUGGUGGCCAAGCUGCUCGGCCUGCUGGGACUGUUUGGCCUCAUGCUGGCCGGCGUCCUGGUCCCAGUUCGUCUCCUGCUGGCCGACAAUGCGAAGGCGAACCGGUACAGGCGGGCGCUGGCUCUGUGCAACUCCUUCGGAGGAGGCGUGUUCCUCGCUACGUGCUUCAACGCUCUGCUGCCUGCAGUCAGAGACAAGGUGGGCGACGUGUUCCGGCAGCUGCAGCUCAGCGGGGAUUAUCCUCUGGCGGAGACGAUGAUGAUGGUGGGGUUCUUCCUCACAGUCUUCGUGGAGCAGGCCAUCCUCACCUUCAGGAAAGAGAAACCGUCCUUCAUCGACCUGGAGACGUUCAACGCCGGCGGCUCGGAGGCCGGUAGCGACUCAGAGUACGACACUCCCUUCAUCUCGGACGGAGAUGCAGGCCACGCCCACGGGCACCGUCACGGACACUUUGCUCCGGCCGAGCUGGCGGGGGCGGGGCCUCUGCGGCUGGCGGGUCUGGUUCUGGCUCUGUCGGCUCACUCCGUGUUCGAGGGGCUGGCGCUCGGCCUGCAGGUGGACGGCGCCAAGCUGAGCGGCCUCUUCCUGGGCGUGGCCGUGCACGAGACCCUGGCUGCCGUCGCCCUCGGCGUCAGCAUGGCCAAGGCGUCGCUCGGCAUGAGGGACGCCGCCAAGCUGGGCGUCACGGUCAGCCUGAUGAUCCCGCUGGGCGCUCUGGUGGGGAUGGGCAUCGAGUCGGCGCAGACGCUGGCGGGCGGCGUGGUGUCGGUGCUGCUGCAGGGCAUGGCCGCCGGAACCUUCCUGUUCAUCACCUUCUUCGAGAUUCUGUCCCGAGAGCUGGAGGACAAACGGGACCGGCUCCUCAAAGUGCUCUUCCUCAUCCUGGGCUACGCCGUGCUCGCUGUGCUGGUCUUUAUCAAGUGGUGACAGACAGGAAGUGGACCGGGCCUCAGAACUUCUUCAGAUCCAGUUCGAAGCCAUUUCUGAAAUGGUUUUAUUCUGAAUUCCAUUGUGGUUUAUUUGGAUGAUAAUUUAUUUUAGUUUCGUCUCGUCAGGAUUCAAACGGAGUUUUAACAUUUUUAUGAAGCGGCUCAGCGUCCUCCGGUUCCUCCAGUUCCUCCGGUUCCUCCGGUUCUGGACAGGAUCUCAGAAGGACUUCUGGGUUCAGAGCAGCAGGAGUUUCUGUGUUUUUCUGUUCUGGACGUUAAACUUUGAGCUUCUUCUGUAAAUAAACUUCCUGUUUCUGCUUCUUGUGCUGAAGUUGUCCGGAGCUUCAGGGUCCCAUCGUCCAGGUUUAAACCAUCAGAUGUUUUAUUCUGCACAGCAAGAACUUCUUUAGUUCCAAACCCAAACAGAACUCCAAAUCUAACGUGAGAUCCGUGGCUCUAUAAAAAAAAAAAGUUUGUAUUUUAUAUUUCUGAGGUUCUUUUCAUCUCAGAUGUUCUGGAGAAAUGAAAAACGCACA
Molecule: messenger RNA, 1474 nt
Organism: Nematolebias whitei (Rio pearlfish)
Lineage: Eukaryota; Metazoa; Chordata; Actinopteri; Cyprinodontiformes; Rivulidae
Product: zinc transporter ZIP3
Exons: 2
Coding region: 1-936 (311 amino acids)
Biological process (GO): zinc ion transmembrane transport
Cellular component (GO): plasma membrane
Molecular function (GO): zinc ion transmembrane transporter activity
Source: RefSeq, a predicted model, not a curated record